CUUAUCGCUCUAAUAGAAUAACAGCACACUAUAAUAUAGUCUCUUACAACAAAUCGAGCCCUCAUAAGGCUGAUAAGCCCGAAUAUUAUCCUCAUCGUCAUUGUAAUCGAAUAACGACACUUUUAGGUACUGCUCUAUUAAACAGAGCUCCACGUGUUGUACGAUGGAAGCCACUGAGCCGAUCGAUCACACUCAAAUAACGAUUCUCCUUACGGUAUCGACAGUGUUAACGGGUAUUUCGGCCGUUGUAGUAGUCACUCGAUCAUGGAUUCGGUUUUGGGUCAUGAAGAAAGCGGGUAUGGAUGAUUGGAUGUCUAUUGGCGCUCUGACCUUUACCAUUGGCUACCUCGCGGUUCUUUACACUGGAAAGACCAAGGGGAUGGGUUCUCCUAUGGGGACUAUAUCUACGGAGAAUAAGGAGGCGCUCCUCCAGAUAGCUUUCGCCAUCGAACUUUUAUACUACUUGGUUUUAGCCUGCGUCAAAUCUUCAAUCGUGUUCAUGUACGAUAGAUUCGUCACAUCUAUUUUCGGAAUCAUUUUAGACAUUUGGAUCCUCAUGAUACCUCUACCCACAUUAAAGCAUCUGCAGAUAUCGAAGCGCAGCAGGCAUGUUCUAUACGGUCUCUUUGGUGCGGGUGGCCUCGCAACGGCCUUCUCUUGUGCUCGACUCUACUCUAUACACACUUACACACUAGCUGCUGACCCCUUCCGGGAUAGUAUUCUUGUUAAUGUUUGGUCAAUGGUCGAAAUCAACGUAGCGAUCUGGUGCGCAAGCGCCCCAGCGCUAAAACCCCUAUUCUCUCCCCGCCGUUUUCUCGACAGCGGAAAGUCAUCGUCGAGUCGCAACUAUCACAACCUAAACCAUCCAGGCAUUUCGAAAAAGGUUAUCGACGGGUCGACAUCACAAUCCAUUGUUCCUAUACAUAGUGAUAAUUACUCUGCCUCGCCAAGGGGAUCCUUGCACGGCCCUGAGGAUAUUGAGCUGCAACGGCCUGGACAGGCCCAUGUUUGA
Messenger RNA from Daldinia loculata, 1012 nucleotides. RefSeq lists its product as uncharacterized. The transcript has 6 exons. Lineage: Eukaryota; Fungi; Ascomycota; Sordariomycetes; Xylariales; Hypoxylaceae. The record is from RefSeq and is a predicted model, not a curated record. The coding region runs from base 164 to 1012 and encodes 282 amino acids.